Aspergillus vadensis CBS 113365 is the source of this 381-nucleotide messenger RNA. RefSeq lists its product as uncharacterized. The transcript is spliced from 3 exons. NCBI's taxonomy places the organism in Eukaryota, Fungi, Ascomycota, Eurotiomycetes, Eurotiales, Aspergillaceae. The record is from RefSeq and is a predicted model, not a curated record. The coding region runs from base 1 to 381 and encodes 126 amino acids.
AUGGAAGAGAAGCUGUACCGCGAGGCCUAUGAGGAGAUCACCUGGUUUCUGCACAGCUGUCCGAAAGUGAAGUCUACUGCGAUAGACCGCUAUGUUGACCUGCACAGCUUGUACCAAAAACAGCCCGACAAACACCAGGAAGCAGCUAAAUAUGCUCUCAUCGUCCACCGGCUCGGUGACUUCUCCUAUGACAUAAAGCAGAAAGUCAAAUUUAGUUCAUUUGAAGAGCAGCAUGUUUUCCUCCGGCUUCUGCACCUUGAUGAUACAAAUGAAGAAUACAAACGGCUUGCGUCGGAGAAAGAUAAGGCCAAGAACAAAGGGUCCUCGUCGCGAUCAGGAGCGACACCUCUUUCGGAGGAAAAAUACCGCCCCGGCCGGUAG